AUGACUUUGUCUACUAAAGCAUGUUGUGCGACAUGCUACUCACUCCGUCCCGAAAAGAUUGUCACGGCCGCAUUUUUGAAAAAAAACCCUUCCAUUUUCUACAGCUCCGCGCUCCUCUCCCUUAUUUUCGCCCAGCUCCCCCCUCUCCUCCCCACGUCCCCCUCUCUGCCGCUCUCCCUCUCCUCUCGGGCCCUAUCCCUCUCUCCGGUCGCCCCCGCCGUGCUCCCCUCCACCUUCCCCUCUCUUCUCCCCCGUGCUCCCCUGAACCUUCCCCUCUCUUCUCCCCUGCGCUUCCCUCGCCGCCGUCGCGCUCCUACCAAAAGGCGAGUUGAAUCUCGCCGGAUCCGGUGGUUUCAAGACCAGAUCCGGUCGCCGUCUUCACGGUGCCCAAAGGGGAGGAGCCGGAGCUGGGGCCGCUGUCGCCGCAGCCGAGGAGGAGUAGGAGCAGCAGCUUCGAGAUCUGUUGGUGGCGAGCCCGGAUCUGGUGGCGGCGAGUCUGCAUCCGGUGGCGGCGACGCGACGACGGAAGGGGAGGAGGGCACAGCUCGUCAAGGCGGCUGCAAGCAGAAGAAGAAGGUGUUUGAUUUGCAUUUGAAGGGGAGGAGGAGCAACACCUCAAGUCCAGCUCCUCGAUCGUGGUCGAUCUGUGUGAUUGAUUUGGAACUAAGACUGUUCUCCUGGGAUCUUGGUCUGAUUGAUUUGAAUAUGCGUCUGUCUGUAGCUUCUGGGAUUUGUGCUCGUGGGAUCGUGGCAGGGCUGGAGAUGGAUAUGGCCUGGAGAGGACUUGCGGAAGCAACCUAGAGAGGGGAAGAAGGAGGGGACCUGCAGAGGGAGUGGCUCCGGCGACCUGGACACUGGCGGAGGCGAUUAGAAUUUGGAUCCUGUAAUACCCUUUCUGGACUGUAAUUAUUUUAAUUUCGAGAACGUUUUUGUAAGAAGAUAUUUGUGAAGUGCCCGCAACAACCUUUUCGGGACGGAGGGAGUACGAAACAGUAAUCUUCUAAGUGCCAUGUAAACACUUUUCUGGUAUCUUUCUGUGUUCCAAAUUAGU
Messenger RNA from Brachypodium distachyon (stiff brome), 1051 nucleotides. RefSeq lists its product as uncharacterized. The record is from RefSeq and is a predicted model, not a curated record. NCBI's taxonomy places the organism in Eukaryota, Viridiplantae, Streptophyta, Magnoliopsida, Poales, Poaceae. The transcript has 4 exons. Bases 1 to 801 code for a protein of 266 amino acids.